Molecule: messenger RNA, 617 nt
Organism: Spirodela intermedia
Lineage: Eukaryota; Viridiplantae; Streptophyta; Magnoliopsida; Alismatales; Araceae
Source: the annotation of a GenBank genome assembly
AUGGCUAAGAAAAUAACAAUUGUAGAAUCAGAGGAUUUAAAAAUGAUUCCUCUUGAUGAAAUUGUUGAUUAUUACUAAUGUAUGAGAUUGAUGUUGCUAGGAGCAGAUCUCUUUCAUAAAGGAAAAAUAUAUAAACUGCUCUUAAAACUAUUAAAACAUCUGAUGAUGAUGAUGUGAUUGCUUUAUUGUCUAAAUGAUUGAAUAUGUUGCAAAGAAAGAAAAACUAUUUGUGCAAGAAAGGUACAAGUAGGUUUUCUGAAAAUUGUGACAAUCUAUGUUUUGAGUGUAAGAAACUAGGUCACUUUUAGGCUGAUUUUCCACUGCUGAAAAAGAAAAAAUUCAAAUACAAAAGGAAAAUAAUGAUGGCAAUGUUUAGUGAUAGUGAUUUCAGCACAAAUGAAGAAAGUGAAGAAAAACAAAAUCUCUGCCUUAUGGUGAGUUCUUCAGAUGUAUAUGAUUUUGACUCCUCUAUAUCUAAAGAUCAAUAAAAACAAGUUUUUGAUGAAUUGAUUAGUGCAUUUGAGUUUCUUCAACAUAAGCUGAAAGUUAUACAAAAGGAAAAGAAAAUACUUAAAGAAUCAAUCAAAGGUUUAGAAAAUAAAAUGGGCAACAUAUGA